Messenger RNA from Lampris incognitus (smalleye Pacific opah), 1869 nucleotides. RefSeq names its product rac GTPase-activating protein 1. The transcript has 15 exons. Gene Ontology annotation, biological process: signal transduction. Bases 1 to 1869 code for a protein of 622 amino acids. The record is from RefSeq and is a predicted model, not a curated record. Lineage: Eukaryota; Metazoa; Chordata; Actinopteri; Lampriformes; Lampridae.
AUGGAGGAAUCUCGAGCAUUUCUGGGAGAACUUCUGUCCUUGUGCAUCGAUAGGAUCCGCAUUGAGAGUGUGUUCAACGCAGAGAAUGACGAGUUUAUUGAAAUAGUGAAGAACUUUGAGGUCACCAGGAGAAAAUGGCUUCAGGCUGAACUAGAACUCAAAAAGUACAAGGAGCUCCUGGUGAAGUCAGACGUGGCCAAAGCUGCUCUGGAGGUUAAGCUUAAACAUGCUCGCAACCAGGUGGAUCUGGAGAUAAAGAAGAAAUUCAAGAUCGAGGAAGACUAUCAGUACUUGCAGCGGCAGAUGCAGCUGAUAUGUGAUAUUCUGGUCCAUGACAGCAAAUCGAGUGCAUGUCUGAAUGAGCAGCAGAAAUCUCUACUGGCCAAUUUCAACCACAAGGGAGCCAGCAUCAGUCAGCACAAGAGCAGCAAACACUUGUGUGUCAUUGAUGAGUCCUCAUUCCUGUCACACUCUGACAUCAGCUAUGACAGAACAGAUGAUGAUUUGGACCUGGACACAACUGGGCUAAGGCCACUGAGAUCUAGAGUCAGAGAGAAGAGGCGGUCAUCCAUGGGACCAACUGUUGGCGGUCCUGCUGGGAUGCGAGGAAGGGUGGGAAACUGCUCUGGAGACCUCCUGGAAAGGAAAACUUUGGAAAAGGAAGUUCAGACGAUCGGUAAGGCAUCUGUCACAACCCUAGAGACCGGAGGUCAAAUUCAUGUGGUGAUUGACAUAACCCAAGAAAUCCCAGCAAUGCCACCCAGCACGCUGCAGCAAGAUAACCUGGCUUUAAUUGGAGACCAAACCACAGUCUGGGAGUCCCGUAAUAAGAGUAUGGCGGAGCUUGAUGAGGUGGCAGAUGUUGAGACCAUGUCAGAGGUCAACAUUGGAGCGGUUUACGCUCCUGCUGAGCAGAAACCCCUCAACCAUGUUUUCCUGUCCAGAACGGUAAUCCGACCAGAAACAUGCGUGCCAUGUGGAAAAAGGAUCCGGUUCGGGAAGGUGGCGUUGAAGUGUCGGGACUGUCGUGUGGUUGCCCAUCCAGAGUGCAAACACAAGUGCCUUGCUGGCUGCAUGCUUUCUGCCACCUCGGCUGCUCAUGGAAGCAAGGACACUUUGGAGAGCUUUGCUCCAGUGACCAGCCCUCGAGUCCCCCUCUUAAUCGUCGAGUGUGUGAAUGAAAUCGAGAGAAGGGGGCUGGAGGAGAAAGGAAUUUACCGCGUUCCCGGGUGCGAGCGCCUUGUGAAGGAGCUGAGGGAGAAGUACAUCCAAGGGAGAGGAUCACUGAUGCUCAGCAAAGUGGCCGAGAUCCAUGUUGUCUGUGGCCUUCUCAAAGAUUUUCUGAGGAAGCUAAAGGAGCCUCUAGUUACCAUUCGGCUGCACAAAACCUUCAUGCAGGCCUCAGAGAUGCCUGAUGAAGAAAGCAGUGUGGCCAUCAUGCGCCAGGCUAUAUGGGACUUACCAAAGGCUAAUCGAGACACCUUGGCUUUUCUCAUGCUCCAUUUACAAAAGGUCAUGAAGAGUCCCCAUUGUCAAAUGGAUAAGAACAAUUUGGCCCGAGUGUUUGGACCUACAAUAGUUGGGCACGGGAUGGCAGACCCUUCUCCUGUGACCAUUUUGAGAGACACAAACCGUCAAUAUAAGGUCAUUAGCUACAUGUUGACCUUGCCUGAAGACUACUGGAUGCGCUUCCUGCAGCAGGGUCAAGGCUCGUCCUCAAAGUACAAUGCCAAAAACCAAAACGAUGGACAAGAGCGGCUGUUCAAGCCACUGACAUCCCCGGAACUGAAUGUGUAUUACAAGGCUCAAAACAGAGGCUCUCCGAGGAGCAAAAUAAGUUACCUGGGUGGAUCUCGCAGCAACAUGUAA